Messenger RNA from Etheostoma cragini (Arkansas darter), 2709 nucleotides. RefSeq lists its product as uncharacterized. NCBI's taxonomy places the organism in Eukaryota, Metazoa, Chordata, Actinopteri, Perciformes, Percidae. Gene Ontology annotation, molecular function: nucleic acid binding. Gene Ontology annotation, biological process: DNA integration. The record is from RefSeq and is a predicted model, not a curated record.
AUGAGCUUCCUCCAUCAGGAACGUGCUUCUGUCAAUUCUUUGAAGAAAAAGGUGCUGAAGGAGGAUUGCCAGCUCUUCUUCAAACUGCCAGAGCAGAAACAAGUGCUGAGUAAACAUGAGAAUGUGUUCAAAGAGGAGCUAGGCACCCUGCAAGGAACAAAGGCCACCAUCCAUGUAAAAGCUAACGCUGUCCCAAGAUCUUUCCGUCCCAGGUCUGUACCUUACGCCAUGCGGGCAAAAGUGGAUGAAGAAAUAGACAGACUGUUGGAAGAAGGCAUAAUCACACCAGUGAAAUAGGCAGAAUGGGCAGCACCGGUUGUGCCGAUUCUGAAACCUGUUGGAACUGUAAGAUUAUGUGGAGACUACAAGCUCACUGUGAAUACAGUUUCCUCAUUGGAACAAUAUCCUAUACCCAGAGUAGAGGACCUGUUUGCCGCCAUGGCAGGGGGAAAACAGUUCUCCAAGUUGGAUAUGAGUCACGCGUACCAGCAGAUACUCAUGGAUGAUGAGUCAAAAAAAUAUUUGACAGUGAACACACAUCGAGGAUUGUUCACGUACAACAGACUACCUUUUGGGGUUGCUUCCGCACCAGCCAUAUUCCAGAGGACCAUGGAGGGGCUAUUGCGGGGGAUUCCACUGGUGGCAGUGUACCUGGAUGACAUCCUGGUGACUGGAGUUGAUGAGGCAGAUCAUCUGGAGAACCUCACGGCAGUGUUGACAAGGUUAGAAGAGGCAGGGUUGCGCUUAAGGAGAAAUAAGUGCACUUUCCUGCAAGAAGAAGUGGAGUAUCUGGGACACAGAGUGGACGCACAGGGGCUUCACCCUGUGACGAAGAAAGUGAAAGCCAUCAUGGAAGCUCCCACUCCCACAAAUGUGACUGAACUUAAGUCAUACUUAGGUUUGCUAAAUUACUACAAUAAAUUCCUUCCCAACUUGUCAACCCUGUUAGCUCCACUGCAUGAACUGUUACGACAAGAUGUGAGCUGGGCGUGGCAAAAGAAGCAGGAAGAAGCAUUCAACAAAUCUAAGGCCCUGCUUAACUCAGCAGAAGCCUUUAUUAUCUACACUGAUCAUAAGCCGUUGAUCUCUCUCUUUAACGAGAAAAAGCCCAUUCCACAAAUGGGUUCCCCGAGAGUGCAAAGAUGGGCUGUGCAUCUCAGUGCCUAUGAGUACAAAAUUGUGUACAAACCAGGAAAAAACAACGCCAAUGCUGACGCGUUGAGUAGACUGCCUAUGUCAGAAACGGUGCAAGACAAUGCGGCAAAAGAGCAAGUCUUGAUGAUGGAUCUGCUGGAUGAUAAGCUAGUGGACACAAACCAGAUAAAGCGCUGGACAGCUAAGGAUGUGAUUUUGUCCCAAAUUCAUGAAUAUGUCCUGAAAGGUUGGCCUACAAAGACGGAUGCUCACCUCAAGCCAUAUCACCAAAGGAGAUUGGAAUUGAGUGUAAAAGACGGCUGUGUUCUCUGGGGAGCCAGAGUAAUCAUACCUACAAAGGGCAGAGACAGGAUACUGCAACUACUUCACCAGGCACACUCUGGCAUGUCAAGAAUGAAAGGUCUUGCUAGAUCUUAUGUGUGAUGGCCAGGUAUGGAUCAGGAUGUGGAAAAGCAAGUGCAGUCGUGUGAGGAGUGUCACAAACACCAAAAAGCUCCUCCCACUGCACCAUUACACCCAUGGAAGUGGCCAGAAUCACCAUGGUCAAGAAUUCAUGUGGACUAUGCGGGGCCUUUCCUGGGAGAAAUGUUCUUGAUUAUAGUGGAUGCUCACUCAAAGUGGAUGGACAUCUACCUGAUGAAGUUGUCCACAUCUCAGGCUACCAUAGAGAAACUGCGACAGAGUUUCAGUGUGUUUGGUCUACCAAAAAUGUUGGUAUCGGACAAUGGUGCCUGUUUCACAAGCUCAGAGUUUGAGUCCUUCAUGGAGCAGAAUGGCAUCCGUCAUGUGAGGUCAGCGCCAUUUCACCCAUCCUCCAAUGGUUUGGCGGAGAGGGCAGUGCAGACCUUCAAGGGGGGGAUGAAGAAGAUGAAGGGUGAUACGUUGCAAACCAGGUUGUCAAGAUUUCUGUUCAGUUAUCGCAUCACACCCCAUGCAACCACAGGCUUGUCACCUGCAGAACUCAUGAUGUCCCGGAGACUCAGAUCAACUUUUGACCUUCUCCUGCCAGAUGUGAAAUCAAAAGUGCAGCAAAAGCAGCUGAAACAGAAACAGACUCACAAAACAACAAAUAGAAAAGUGAGGAGUUUCCUGCCUGGGGAUAAUGUGUUUGUUAGGAACUAUUCUUUUGGGCCUAAGUGGAUCCCGGGUGUCAUUCAGAGCUCAUCAGGCCCAGUGUCGUAUACAGUGAUCGUUGGAAGUGGUCAAACCAUGAAAAGGCACGUGGACCAAGUGAGAGCUAGACUGGCUGACACUGUUCCCAGUAUUGAGUCUGAGAAUGAAGAGGAGACUGUGUUGGACACCGAUGGAGGUUUUCUGGGGCCCUUGCCUACGAGUUUGGAAGACAGAGGAGAACCUCCUCCUGUUGCGCCACCAGAUCUUCAGUUGGCUUCAGAUCCUCAGGUCCAACCGGACUUGCCUGUUGUACCGGUAGUGCGACGCUCCGAGCGAGAGAGACGCUCACCUGAGCACCUCAAAGACUUUGUUAGAUAGAGUGAGAUCUGUUCCAGGAAUAGAGCAACAAUGCGCUCUGAUAUCACUGGAAGGACGAACCUU